This is a messenger RNA of Pecten maximus, 6299 nucleotides long. RefSeq names its product caspase-10-like. Gene Ontology annotation, molecular function: protein binding; cysteine-type endopeptidase activity. NCBI's taxonomy places the organism in Eukaryota, Metazoa, Mollusca, Bivalvia, Pectinida, Pectinidae. The record is from RefSeq and is a predicted model, not a curated record. Gene Ontology annotation, biological process: regulation of apoptotic process; proteolysis. The coding region runs from base 1200 to 3281 and encodes 693 amino acids. The transcript has 16 exons.
GUUAAGAAUGAUCAAGACAUGUACAUCCAAAUUCUACACGCUAAUUAUAUAACUUUAAGCUAGUUUGCUACUUCUGAGUCCCGUUGAGUGCGCUUUUGCUGAGGUUCAAUAUUCUGAAAAAUUGUCACUUUCAUUUUCAAGUGGAAAAUCCGGAGUACAAGUUUUUGAUUGGUGAACGUUGAUCAGUUUACCAAGUGGACGGGGUACGGACAGAACUAUAUAGUCAACAAUUCAAACCAUUUCAUGCGUACCACAGGACGAUUACCAAGACGUAUCCACGGAAACAAUCAAAUGGACUGAAUCCUUCAAUUCCUGCAGAUGAAGAAGAAAUUUAAAGAAUUAUAAUUAUGUAAACCCCAUACAGAGACCCCAACCCACCGGUCCGUAGAGGCCAUACCUACUGUUUAUACCAAAUUAGUUCUCUUUCUCCCAAGGAAACUAGUACUUCAGACCAAAUUUGAACUAAAUCCUUUUAUUCCAACAGAAAACAAAUUCCAACCAAUUUGCAGUACCCCCUCCUAAGGCCCUUCGGGGCCGGACCCACCGUUUAUACAAAUUUGCUCCCCUUCAUCCAACAAAUCCAUUGACUUUCACAUACGAAGAAGGAUGUUUUAAAUGUUUUAUUCCCGCUAUUGGAUCCCACCCAUCAGGCCCCUAGUUGGCCACACCCAACGUUUAUACAAAAUUGGUUCCCUUCACCCAAACAUACUUCAGACCAAAUUUGGACCUAAUCCAAUCAUUUUUACAGAACAAGAUUUUAUAGAUUGUAAUUGCUGUAUUUCCUCUUUUCGACCCUGCCCCUCAGGUUCCUUGGGGUCAAACCCGCCAUUUAUACAAACUAGUUAUUUUUUCUAACGAUGGACGCUUGGGCCUUAACAAGCUCGUCGGUCCUUCUGAAAAGGUUACAUAAAAUGUCUGAUACUUGAAUGCCUUGACUAAAAGACAAUUAAUAAACCUUCGGACUUCGAUAUUGAAGACGCCACAUCUUUUUAAUAUACCGUCGCCUUAUAAAACGAGGAAACAAAGGCAAAAUAUAGACAGAAUAUACAUUAACAUGGAGACCAAACCAUGUUAUGCCAUGGUUUCAAAAUGAGAAGCUAUAUGGUGAUAUAAGCUCUAGAAUAUAGAAACCUAUUAAACAUUUCCCCGUUUUUAUGCCUUUUCAAACCAGAAUGUAUUUUCCGGUCAACGUGUGAUAUAUGUUACACUUCCAUCAUAAAGGGACUGUUGGUUGUAGAAUGGAUAGCAAAAAAGCAGAAAGAAGAACUAGACUAGAGUCCAUUGGAGAUGAACUUUCGCUGGACAACAUUUGUAUUUUGAAAUUCCUCUCUCAUGGGGUUGUUCCGGCCAGAAAACUACAGGAAUGUACGAAAGGUUCAACAUUGCUAUUGGAAAUUGGUGCAGAAGGAAAUGACGUACAUUUAGUAGAAGGUUUGGCAAGGGCAGGUAGGAAAGAUCUAGCCUCCAGAUAUAGUGAAGGUUGUCAAAAUGAGGGCGAGGCUCUUUAUUCACAAAUGAUGAAGAAUUUUGAUGACCUGGAGAAGACAUGUCUAAAUGAAUUUAGGGUCUUAUUAGUGUACAUAGCAAAUGAACUAACAGACAGUGAGGACCUGCAAAAACUAAAAGAUGUUACAACGGGUGUUCCGAAGAGAGCUUUAGCCAAAGCAGCCACGGUGCUGGAUUUCUUCAAUUUACUUAUGGAGGAGAAGAAUCUGCUGCCUCAGACAUUGGACACUGCACUUUUAAAUCCAAUGGACCGUCUUCGAGUAACUACAUGGAAAAAGCAUUCGGAACAAAUUUCAGGUUUUAAAGAGAGGAUAGCCUUGCGUGAAUCAGGAGAAAGGGAAGGUUCAAGGGUCAAACCGACGGCAGAAACUAUUCCGAAAGUGGCAGAAUCAAAACAGACCAGCGGGGACCGCAAGGAAUGCUUAGAAGAGGCACAAGAAACUGAGCCGAAAUUGGCCGAGAACGAGCAGACUGGAGAGCGGACUGAAGAAACUGCUACGAAAGUAAAUGCAGUGGAAGCAAAACAGACCGAUGAGCUUGCGGAAAGAUCCGAAAAAGCACAAGAAACUGUAUCCAAAGUGACGGAGACCGAACACACCAGAGAGAAGACUCGAGAAAAUAUACAGGAAGCGGGUGGGCAGGGCGUAGAAAGAACAGAACAUCCUGAGAUUAGUGGUGAGAACGAGGAAAGACCAGACGUUUCACAAGAAAAUGUAACAGAGACUGAACAUUCCAACACUGGUGGUCAGAAACAAGAAAAUCAAGAUCAAGAUCCAGAAAAAAGGCAGGAUGGAGCUACGUCUGAGCAGCCUCAUAUUGAAGACGGGAGGAGAAACACUUUGAAUCCAGAUACAGACUCUGGCGCAAAACCUAAACGUCAUCCGGUAAACAGACGAAUGAAAAAUAUUAGACUUAAAGAAUACAGAAUGACCUGUAAACCAAGAGGAAAGGCAGUUAUAUUUAACAUUGAGAAAUUCAGUAGUCUAUACAGCCAUCCUACAGAUCAGAAGCCAAGGGACCGAAUAGGCUCUUCAGUGGAUGCGGAUGGCAUUCAGAGGAUCUUUAAACAGUUGCAUUUCGACGUGGAGCGUUUCGAUGACUGUUUGCUCCAUAUGUUAAAAGACAGACUCUGGAAACUUGCAUAUGAGACCGAUCACGAUCAUUUCGAUUGUAUUGCGAUAUUCAUUCUUACACAUGGUAGUAAUGGGCAACUUUUAGAUGCAAAUUGCAAAUCAUUUGAUUUCGAGCCACUUCGCAAGUACUUUUAUGCCAGCAAUUGUAAGACACUUGCUGGGAAACCGAAGAUGUUCUUCAUCCAAGCGUGUCAAGGAUCUGUAACCCAAGGAAGAUACAAUCACUUAGAAAAAGACACUAUCGUGGUUGAACCGACAACGCUGUCGUCUACGCCAUCGUCAACACCAUCGUCAUCACCACCGUCAACACCGUCGUCAUCACCACCGUCAACACCAAUCAGUUUUGCUGAAUCACAGGGGAAUCAGUCACCGGAUGAAGCAGAUUUUCUUCUUUGCCAUUCUACGUCUCCGGGAUAUGUGUCCUACAGACACACAGAAAAGGGAUCCUGGUUUAUCAGCACGUUCAUUGAAACGCUUGAGAGAGAUUGCAACAGGGUCGAUCUGUUGGAGAUCCUUACCAGAGCGAACUGUAUUCUUGGAGGCAAAACGGGAACCGUAAAAGGAAAACCUUGUGCUCAAAUUGCAAACAUCAUCACAUCACUUCGAGGAAAGGUUUUCCUCCGCACCAUUCCAGAUACUUGAUACAACUGAAGGAAAAUACAUGUAUUGUUUCUUGGCAUGGCAGACCAAAGACCAAUGCGCAAUGAUCAACGUUUCUAUGCAAAAUUAUAAUGAUAACACUAGAUGAACUCGUUGUACUAUGUUAUGAGUAUACAUGUCUUUUAUUUGUACUUUAUUGUCGCUAUAAACUGACACCGACUCUUUUAUGAGCCCUUUGUCUGAUUACAAUGUGUAAAAAUCAAUUUCACAUUUAUAAGGAAACGAACUUGUCCUUGAUUUAGUGUAAGCAGUUUAAAAUGUUGACAUAACUUGUUUGUGAUUUAUAAUGUUUAGACGUUAGUAAUACUGACCUAUUAUCAGUUAAACCUAACCAGUAUGUGAGCUUUAAACAUGUUAAUGAUAAUAUAAACGUUUGUUUUCUCCCACUCUAUAACUAACAUAUCAUUUUAUAAUAUGUUUGCCAUUAAAUUUUGCUGUUGUGAUUGUUUGACAAUCAAUAUCGACGAUUAACGAUAAACGUGCAAUACUUAAAUAUACUACAACAGUAUCGAUAACAGGUGUAUCGACCAAUCGGUAUCCGACACAUCACAAAAAUGCAUAAAAUGAUAUAUAUCAUAUACACUAUGUGUUGGUUAUCCGUAGUUAUAGAUUUGAAUUUCCUGUCGUUCUUGUACCGAGAGAAAUAUAUGUAAUAUAUGUACAAUUCGUAUCCAUGUAUGUAAAUACAUUGCGAUCCAGGUAUUCAUAUAAUCUUAUAGACGACUUCCACAAUGAUCAUGUCAGGGUAUCGGGCCGACCAUCACUGCGCCAUUGAAACGUUCUUUUUAGAACGCCAAUGUGGCGCAGCGAUAUAGGCUGCGAGUAUUUCUGGCUGGGCGAUUGGGUGUCGUAGAUCGUGAGUUCGAGGCCCGGUCAGGGCAAGAGUCAAAAAGUUGUCUUCCUUCGUCAUUUGUGUUGCUAAGUAAGCUUCUAAGACUUUUACAAGCAAAAUUGAUAAUAACAAAGACAAUUAAUGUUGAAUUGAAAAUGACCGUUUAUUAUAUUAAACGACGGUUGUUAAGGAAUAUAACAUCAAAGGUAACAAUUCUUUCCUUAAAAGUCUUAGAUGGGGGUUAAAACCCGCCACACCAAGAAAAAGUAUACAUAAAAAAUUAAGUUCUCAUACAAAUACAUAAGAAUUUCUACGGAGAUUAUCCCUGAAGAAUUUACACCAUUCAACUUCGGAAAGGAGGCUGUAAGGGGAAGGUGGUGAGCAAAAUAGAAAUUCGUCAAAACUAGUUAAAAUAGCUGCUGCAAAAGUACAAUAAAAUAGGUUGGCCUUUCCGCCAUGUUAUCCCCAGCUUCUGUGUGAAAACAACUGCGUCAUAGAUUUAUAUGAGCAGUCUAAAAGUAGCAACAAGUUAAUACGCGACACUGAUUAAGCUUGACCUCUUCACGUAUCCCUCAAACAUGCCUCCUUCCAUAUUAAUAAUAUGAUAAACUUUAUUUAUAAUACUAUUAGUCUGCCUGCAGUUUUAAUUAGUAUUUAUCAAUUGGAUAGACAUUUUUAAGGGCAUUCGGCGUCCAUACGAUCAUGUGGAAUGCAUCUUGUUUUGCUUACAAAUUGUAUUCAUACAUUACUUCAAUAUUCACUAUCUAUUACUCGUUAUUUUAUUAACAAUUUCGUCUAUACAUAUAUAAAAUAACAAUUAAUGAGAAAACAUAUGCCAUGAAAAGUUGUUUUCCGAAGGUUUUCAAUCUAUUUUUAGAUAGUUUUAUCUAUUGCUUGUUACUCUGUGAAAGUGCUUUCUGUUGCAACUAAAAAGUCAGUGUCAAAAUUGAAAAAUAUACUAUGUAUGGCAAGUAUAUAUGUUGUCGUUGUUCUUGUAAUUUCAUCUCAGUCAAAUUCCAGUGUUUCGUUUGACAAAAAUGGUAUUAGAUUCAAAAACUCAAUCGCUUCAUUUUAACAGAAUUUCUCGUUUAAUCAAUGUGGUUGGUAUUAUAAAACCAUGAAAGAGAUUGCGUCACAGGGUUCUAUAUCUAAAGUCCCGGAUAAAGGCUUGGACGUUCACUCAUGUUGAAAUUAGAUCUAGAAUAUAUAAUCAACUAUCGGGCUGAUCCAUGCCAGGUAUCAUUUAUUUAUUUAUUUAUUUUGUUAUUUUCAAAAGUAACAUUUUUUCUUUCAAGUUUACACAGUGCCUGAAAGAAUAUACAAUUCUUAUCGAUCGUCAUGCCUUGUUCAUAUGUUUAUUAUUUGUCCUUUUUUUCACUAUCUUUUUCCAAGGUAUGCAAUCACAAUUUUUUUAUUUGUUUAAUUGAGAUUUGAUUUAUCUACGUCUGUUGUUUUCAUGGUUAUUACAUGAUACACCAAUAACCAUGCAAGUCAAGAGCAGAUGGAAGGGGAUGUUGUUGGCAUAAUCAAUAUAUCAAAAUAGUGUUUCUUUGCAACAUCAUAUAUUUACUUAUGCUAAUGACAUAUUGUGCGUCAAAUGAUAGUUUAGAUUAUGAACUAAUAUAAAUGUUUGUACACUACGAUAAUUUGUAACGUGUGUACCAGUUUGUCAUGCAACACUAAAUGAAGUUUCCUACAUCUUUCAAAUUGUAGUCGUAUAGUUUUGAGCUGAUAUCAUAGGCAGCUGGUAACACACCAGCUCUUGCAGAAAAGCACAUUGUUGAGAAGGGCAACAUUGAUAAAAAAAAACAACCUGUUAGCCUUUCUGGAUGUCAACUUAUCCGCGGCGAAUGUAUUUGAUAAUUUGAAACAUACGAUAAUAUUUAAACAAAUAAUUCAAAACAACUGUAUCAAUGAUAUGACAGUUGAAACACACGCAUCAUGUGUACUGUUAGGGGAAGAUAUUCAGUCAGUGGAAAUUAUCAUACUUCUCAUAAAGCUUUAUAGUCAUAUACAUAGCGACUCUCUGUAAUAACUGUCCAUUAUGACAAGGAAGAAAAUUAUAUUAGAGAGAGAAACCAGUGUCUUGAGAUUUUAAUUUGCAGCAAUGUUUAUAUUUUAUAUAUGUUGGUAUUUACUAGUAUAAAAUAAAGUUUUUAUUUAUCUCA